Molecule: messenger RNA, 5450 nt
Organism: Etheostoma cragini (Arkansas darter)
Lineage: Eukaryota; Metazoa; Chordata; Actinopteri; Perciformes; Percidae
Product: mitogen-activated protein kinase kinase kinase 5
Exons: 28
Coding region: 135-4127 (1330 amino acids)
Biological process (GO): MAPK cascade; cellular response to stress; protein phosphorylation
Molecular function (GO): ATP binding; MAP kinase kinase kinase activity
Source: RefSeq, a predicted model, not a curated record
UGCUGUGAGCGGGGGCGGCGACAGCGACACACCUGGGGAAUUACAGAAACAAGCAACCGUACGGUUGCGUUUUUAAUGUAAGUUGUCACUACGAAGGACAUGCAUUAGGUUUCAGCUGCGGAAUAAGACAGAAAAUGUACACUUCGGAGCGCAGGCGAAUGAGCCUGCGCGAGCAUAAGAGGAAAGAUCCAGUUUGGGUGUCAGCUGGAAGUUUGUGGCAGGACUCUUCGGCUAUGGAGCUGAGCGCCAGUUGCUCGGGUAAACAGGUCGUUUCUCCACGAAGUCGGACCAGACCUGUAUCCGUGGCAUACAUUGUUAACAAGGACGCAACAGUACCGCAAACUGAGGAGAACUUAUCCCUGAAAUGUCUGAAGGAAGCCUGCGCGGACGCACACGCCGUUUUCAAAACAAUUUCAUUCGAGAGAAUAUCCCUAGGCACCACGGACAUUCUGGAUAGUUUCUACAAUGCAGAUGUAGCAGUGGUCGAGAUGAGUGAGUCUUUCUGCCAGCCUUCGCUCUUCUACCACCUUGGAGUGAGAGAAAGUUUCAGCAUGACCAAUAACAUAAUUCUUUACUGUUACAAGCAAGAUAAUGAUCUACAGGCUGUCAAGGAGCAGUGUGGAAGUUACACGUUCAUCCCUUACGUGGUGUCACCUCAGGGCAAAGUGUUUGCCUGUGAUGCGACAAUCAUGACUGCUAUCAACGAAUUGAUGCAGCCUAGUUUCCAGCUGGAGCCUCUGCUGACCCCGCUGGUGGAGACACUGGUGCAUUUGCUGAACAAUGUACAAAUUCAGUCCAGUGAGUACUUCCGAGAGUCAAUCCGGCAUGAGAUUCGUAUGGCACGGGAGAGGUUCAGCGGCCAGGCCCUGAGUGAGGAAUUGAGCAAUAUCCAGAAACGCCUGGACAGCGUGGAGCUGCUCACACCUGACAUAGUCAUGAACCUGCUGUUGUCCUACAGGGACAUUCAGGACUACGAUGCCAUAAUCAAACUGGUGGAAACUCUGAGCGAGCUGCCCAUGUGCCUGGUAGCAAAACAUCAGAAUAUCAAGUUUAACUACAUAUUUGCCCUAAACAGGAGGAAUCACCCUGGAGAUCGCGCUAAGGCUUUGGAUGCAAUUCUGCCUAUUGUGGAGUCGGGGGACAAAGUGGCGUCAGACGUCUACUGCCUGUGUGGACGGAUCUACAAAGACAUGUUCAUGAGCUCUGGGUUCACUGAUCAGCGCAGCAGAGAACAGUCUUGCUACUGGUAUGGAAAAGCUUUUGAGCAGGAGCCAACUCUUCACUCGGGCAUCAACAACGUGGUUCUUUUGAUGGCAGCUGGCCAUGAAUUUGACACUUCUAUUGAGCUGCGCAAAAUAGGUGUGACUAUUAGCACCCUGCUCGGUAGAAAGGGCAGUUUGGAGAAGAUGAAGGACUACUGGGAUGUUGGCUUUUACCUCGGAGCAAACAUCCUUGCAAACGAACAUAGGAAAGUCAUCAUGGCCUCUGAUAAACUCUACAAGCUAAAGGCCCCUAUCUGGUAUGUGGCAUCCAUUAUGGAGACGUACAUCCUGUACCGUCAAUUUGCCAAGCUACCUGAGGUGAAAUCUCCUACACAGGACACCGUGGACUUCUGGAUGGAACUGCUUUUGCAGACCUGUAGACCCAGUGACUCCACAGGCCGUUGCCCAGUGCUCAUUGUGGAGCCCAGCAAAGUCCUCCAACCAGCUAUUGUGUGUGUGAGCGAGGAGGAUGAAAGUUGCACUGUCCAGUUGGAACACGUCGCACCCUUAAAGAAAGGCUUACACCAGUGGACUUUCCCGGCCUCUGAAAUUCGGGGAGUGAGUGCUUCAAAGAUUGAUGAGCGGAGCUGCUUUCUGUAUGUCCACUACAAUUCAGAUGACUUCCAGCUCUGCUUCCCCUCUGAGCUCCACUGUAAAGGUUUCUGCGAGCUGGUAAACUCUCUGCUUCAGGAGUCUGAACACCCCUCUCAGGACUUGAACCCUGAAGCUGAGGGAGUACUAGAGUACAUCUGUGAGACCAAUGAGAAUGGCGACAAAGUGAUUUUGGGUAAAGGGACGUACGGUGUGGUGUACGCUGGGAGGGACCUGAGCAACCAAGUUCGCAUCGCCAUCAAGGAAAUCCCUGAGAGGGACAGCAUGUACUCCCAGCCCCUCCAUGAGGAGAUAGCUCUGCACAAGAGGCUAAAACACAGAAAUAUUGUCCAGUACUUGGGCUCAGUCAGUGAGAACGGUUUCAUCAAGAUCUUCAUGGAGGAAGUACCUGGAGGAAGUUUAUCAUCUCUCCUGCGCUCCAAAUGGGGUCCCCUGAAAGACAACGAAGCCACCAUCAUCUUCUACACCAAGCAGAUCCUCGAGGGGCUCAACUACCUUCAUGACAAUCAGAUAGUCCACAGAGACAUUAAGGGUGACAAUGUAUUGGUCAACACCUACAGUGGAGUGUUGAAGAUCUCUGACUUUGGAACCUCCAAACGAUUGGCAGGAAUCAACCCCUGCACUGAGACCUUCACUGGAACUCUUCAGUACAUGGCCCCAGAGAUUAUCGACCAAGGGCCCCGGGGUUAUGGGAAACCGGCUGAUAUCUGGUCCCUUGGGUGCACUAUUAUAGAAAUGGCAACUGGCAAACCACCAUUCCAUGAGCUGGGAAGUCCUCAGGCAGCCAUGUUUAAGGUGGGCAUGUUUAAGAUCCACCCCAAGGUUCCAGAGUGCAUGUCCAACAAGGCAAAGGGCUUCAUCAUGAACUGUUUUGUGCCGGACCCCGAUGACAGAGCCACAGCCACAGAGCUGCUAAAGGCAAGCUUCCUCAUGUCGUCCCCCAAGAAGAAGGCCAGGCCUCCGCAAGAAUCCAAACCUAAGGACACGUCUUCUGCUGACUACCAACGCAGCCUGUCUGUACCCAUCUCCAUCCUUGUGGAGGACACUGAUUCAUACCCGGUUUCAAUCGACCUGUCCUGUUCCUUGGACUUCCGGCAGCGAAAAUCCACCCUCAUAGCAGAUGAAAUCUCUGAGAGCCCACCCAGCACCAGCAGCCUUUUGUCAAUUCCAGAGGACUUUUCAUCAGACAUGAGCAGUCCAGCCUCAACAGAUGAGAACGUUGGUCUUUUUAUGCUGAGAAAGGACAGUGAAAGGAGAGCCACACUGCACCGAGUCCUUACUGACUACAUCAGCCAUGUCGUCUCUAAUAUACAGGAAUCUGUGCCUCAGCAUGGCGAGGGAUCAUCCAUAACUGCCGACCACAUCACCAUGCUCAUUAGCUGCCUGCGAGACAACAUCCGCUCCCCAGACAGAAGGCAGCUGACAAGGAGCUUGAAGGAACUUCGAACCUCACUGCUCGCUGACGCAGUUUCACUGAACAGCCUGCAGGUGGUGCUGUUUAGCUUCCAAGAUGCAGUAAAGAAGGUGUUGAGGCAACAGCAAGUGAAACCUCACUGGAUGUUUGCUUUGGACAAUCUGCUGAGACAGGCAGUGCAGGACGCCAUCACUGUGCUCUUACCAGCACUGAAACUCCAGCUGCAGUCCUCAUUUGAGACUGAGGACAACACUCCUGAUGAGCAGUGUGAUGACCCAGACACUCCUGUAGUUAUUGUCCCUGACCAGGUGUUUGCGCCAGCAGACACGGCGCAGUCGGCAUCCUUAUGCAAGACCCUGCCAACAGCAAGCCCCAACUCCCCUACAGAGCUCUUCCUCAACAGCAACUGCCCCCUCAGUGAGCAACUGAGAGACCUACGAGGAAACACCAGAAGACUGCUGAGUCAGCUAGUUGAGAAGGAACGAGAGUAUCAGGUGCUACUGAUGAACUCUGUCCAGAAGAAACAGGAAGAGAUUGAUGCAUUGAGGAAAGCAGCAGUCACUGAAGUUAGAGGAGUGACUCCACAGAAAGGCUCUAAUCCAGAUGUGAAGGCUUUGGUGUGCUGGCUCGAGUCUGUCCCUGUUGACCAAGACACUAUCAAUAAGCUGCUCUCUCAUGCUUUCACCUUGGACUGUCUCUUCUACAUGGCCUCCAGAGAUGACUUGAUGUACUGUGGAAUAAGAGGUGGAAUGCUGUGUCGAAUCUGGGCAGCCAUCGCAGCUCGCAGGAAGACCCAGCUCAGCACACACAAUGAGUACAGUGAGGACACUCUUCUUUAAUGGCUGCUGAUGUUGUACAUCAAAGGACUGAUUUAUUGGCGGGCUGGUCCUGUGUCAUCUGGAGGAAGUGAGGCAGUGGUGAACAUAACAGAACUGAUGUAUCAGGAUAUAUAUUUGGUUACCGUGUUGUACUGUGAAUGUAUUUUCUUUAAAAUAUACUUAUCACUUCUUCCAGUUAUAGUGCAUGUAAAGUAGAAUGCAAAAAUCUUCCCUUAGAAGUCAGAUCUUGCCAGCAUUUUUUUUUAAAUGCUCAUGUUAUGAUCAUUUUCAGGUUCAUAAUUGUAUUUAGAGGUUAUAUCAGAAUAGGUUUACCUGGUUUAACUUUCAGAAAACACCAUAUUUUUUGUUGUACAGCAUAUUGCUGCAGCUCCUCUUUUCCCCCUGUGUGUUGAGCUCUCCGUUUUAGCUAGAGUGAGGAAUCUCACAUCUAUUCCAUCUUUGUUUGGAGACUCACAUGCGCAGUACCUAGGUCAGCCCGACAAGCCAGUCAGAAGCAGAGUAUGACGGCGUGCCACACUAGCAGCUAGGCGAGCAUUAUAACGUGGGUAACAAAGUUACCAUCGUUCUGUCGGACAUGGUAAGUGCUUUUGGGAUGGACUUCGGGACCGGUAACGUGGACAAAAGAAGAUAUAUAUAACACAAUAAAGGAAAGGGGGGAAAACCAAAAAGCUAAAUAUGAGCAUUUUAAAACAUUAUGUCAGGACUUUGGCAAGUGGGACUACAAUUAUGCGUUCAUUAAAAAAUACUGCUUAGUAGAGCAUUAAGGUGCCUGCAAACAAGCAUGAUAACUAUAUUUUAAUAGAGCCAUCCGAUGACUCUGUUUUAUUGUGUUUUACAGAAAACUUAUCUUACUUAUAUAAGUUAUUAAAAGCCUAUUGUAUUUAAGAUGAAUGUCUUUGCAUUCUUUGUAAAUACACAGAUCACUUGUACUGUAUAUCCUGUUAAAACUCAUUCAAAUAAUAAACAGGAACCUUAAAUCUUUUAGAAUGGCUUGUUAUCUGCAAGCAGCAAAGCCGUUUCUUUUCUAGGGAGAGACGUAGGCUGGAACAAGUGACAAGGUGGUGAACAGCGUUAAAAUUCUGCACAUGUUCCCUCAUUUGUUUUGUUGACGUCUCCUUAGGAACAGGGACACAGGCUUUGCUUGAAUGUCUGUCUGUGUCUAUGGUAUGCGUGUGUUCUAUUGCUAGCCGUGCUUCUGUGUAGGUUUGCUGUUUGAGUUUUAGACUUUUUACUCUGAUAAAUCAUUGUCUCAUCCUCACUUUUUCAUGGUACAAGAUAACUGUUUAGACUUUAUAAGUUGGACCGGAGUAAUAUUAGAAUGAA